Molecule: messenger RNA, 837 nt
Organism: Pseudozyma flocculosa PF-1
Lineage: Eukaryota; Fungi; Basidiomycota; Ustilaginomycetes; Ustilaginales; Ustilaginaceae
Exons: 1
Coding region: 1-837 (278 amino acids)
Molecular function (GO): sugar-phosphatase activity; beta-phosphoglucomutase activity
Source: RefSeq, a predicted model, not a curated record
AUGGUCAAGCAAGUGACGCUCGAGGUGGAUACGAUCCUCUUUGACAUGGACGGCACCCUGAUCGACUCCACGCCCGCCGUCAAUGCGACGUGGGCGGCGUUCGCAGAGCAGUACCAGCUCGAUCUGGACUUCGUGAUGCAGACGUGCCACGGCUACCGCACCGUCGAGAACCUGCGGCGCUUCAUCCCGAGCCUCUCGGACGACGAGCUGCCGCGCGAGGUGGAGCGGUUCGAGUCCAACAUCCUCGUCGUGGCGCAGCAGAACCAGGCUAAAGGCAUCGCCGGUUCCAUCAUCGCCAUGCCUGGUGCCAAGGACUUGCUGCACCAGAUCAACUCGACCCGCCCCACCACCGCCACCGCCGCCGCCGCCGGUAACCACGGCUGGGCCAUCGUCACUUCGGCCACCAAGGCCUACGCCCAGCAAGGCUUCGCCUCUGCCAACGUCUCGCAACCCCCGCGCGUCUUUAUCACCUCGGACCUCUGCACAAAGGGAAAGCCCGACCCGCAACCUUACCUCCUCGGCGCCCAGCACGCCGGCAAGGACAUCAGCCGCUGCCUCGUCGUCGAAGACGCCCCGCCCGGCAUCCGAUCCGGCAAGGCCGCCGGCGCCAAGACCCUCGCGCUCCGCACCACCCACGACGGCGAAAAGAUGCAGGCCGAAGGCGCAGACCUCAUCGUCGAGGACCUCCGCAGCGUUGCGGCCCGCUGGUCCGACGACGGACAGCGCAUCAUCCUCACCAUCCAGGCAGAGGAGCCCGAAAAGGGAGAGGCAAAGGGCAUCUCGGCCCUCGCCAACCACAUCCGAAAAGAAAACGACCCCACCGCCGCCGCCAACUAG